AUGCUCUUCAAGAAGUCUUUCCUUGCCGCCGCCGCGGCCAUCAGCCCGGCCCUGGCACAUUCCUCAUCGCAACCCCAGAGCAAGGCUCCUUCGUCCUUUGGGGGACUCAGCCUUUACUGGGGACAGUACGGGGAUCCUUCCGAUCGGCUGUCCAGCUACUGUGAUGCCCCCGGCGUCACCUCCGUUGCCGUGUCUUUCGUUACAUACUCUCCCAAGAACAGCGGUGGAUAUCCCGGCACCAACUUCGCCGGCCACUGCGGCGGCGAGGUCUUUUACAAAAACCCGAAGACUGGCGAGGACACCAAGUUGAUCAUGAACUGCGACUACAUCAAGCAGGACAUCAAGCACUGUCAGUCCAAGGGCAUCAAGGUCCUUCUGGCUAUCGGUGGCUACUGCCCGACUGAUGGCCCCUGCAGCUACGACAUCUCCAGCGAAGACGAGGGUCACCAGUUCGCCGAGCUUCUGCACAAGACUUUCGGUCCUUACGACCCGACAUGGUCCGGCCCCCGUCCCUUCGAUAUCAGUGCCACCGAACACGUCUCUGUCGACGGUUUCGACUUCGACCUCGAGUUCAAGUACCCCAACCAGAAGCCCUGGAUCAGGAUGGUUGAGAAGCUCCGCAGCGUCGGCAUCUACUACAUCUCUGCCGCCCCCCAGUGCCCGACUUCGGACACAUACUUCCAGCUCAAGGAGCUCAUCUACAACGCCCAGUUCGACUCUCUCUUCAUCCAGUUCUACAACAACCCCGGCUGCCAGGCCUCCGAUACCCCCAACUACGACGAUUGGGAGAACGUUAUCUCGCAAACCUCCAAGAGCAAGGACGCCAAGCUCUACAUCGGCGUCCUCGCCAGCCCCGGUGCGGGGUGGAACGGCUAUGUACCUCCUUCCAGGGUCAAGGAGCUGAUCUGCAAGUUCAAGAGCAGGCCGCACUUCGGAGGCGUUUCCAUCUGGGACGCGACCCGUGGCGCCAUGAACCAGAUCGACGGCCAGGCCUUCCACGAGGCCGUCGCAGAUGCUCUCAAGUACGGCUGCGAUCCCAUUCCUCCCAAGACGUCAACCACCAGCGUCUCGACCUCGACCCCAACCUCAUCCUUGGUCUCUUCGACCGCCACCUCGUCUACCGCCGUCUCCACGACUUCUUCGGCCAGCUCCAGCGUUAGCUCUGAGUCUGUCAGCUCCAGCCACUCGGCGUCUGCUUCGGCUUCGUCGUCUGGCUCUGCCUCCGUUUCUGCCUCCGUCUCAGCUUCCGCUUCCGCCUCCCAAACCGGUACUGAAUCCGUGUCUACUUCCACUUCUGCCAGCGUCUCUGCUUCUGCUUCUGCCAGCGCCUCCGUCUCCGACUCGGCUACUCACACCAGUACCAUCACUUCACUGAGCAGCAGUGCCAGCGUUUCCGCCAGCGCCUCUGCUUCUGCCAGCGCCUCCGUCUCCGACUCGGCUACUCACACCAGUACCAUCACUUCACUGAGCAGCAGCGCCAGCGUUUCCGCCAGCUCUUCAGCAACCAAGUCCGCUGCCACCUCCGACACAUGCGAUGAGGAUGACGAGGACUUCCCGACCACGACAUUGAGCAACUCUCACUCUGCUACUCCCAUCGUCACUGGUACCGUUACCGGCUCCACGAGCUCUGCUGAUGUCACCAAGACGGCUUCCGACUCUGCCACCGGAUCUGCCACCGGCUCAGUCUCGGACAAGCCCACCGGAACUGCUUCCGUCACCGAGUCUGCCAAGAACACCCUCACUUCCUCCGAGGAGCUGGUGACCAGCACCGUCUACACCACCAAGAUUACCACCGUCACAUCCUGCAAGCCCGAGGUGCCUUGCACUACAGGCCAGGUCGUCACGGAGACCGUCCCAUGGUAUACCACUGUCUGUCCAGCUACGUCUACGUCGUCUGUUGUUGCCGUGCCCACGACGACUGCUCCCCCUUCUCCUCCCCAGUGGGUCACGAGCACCGUCUACGCGACCAACACCUACACCAUCACCUCAUGCGCUCCCGAUAUCCCAUACUGUCCCGUUGGCCAGGUCACCACCGAGGUUGUCCCUGCCUACACCACGGUCUGCCCGUACACCAGCACAACGCCCGCCGGCGACGGCGGCAGCAAGCCUUCGGGCGACGCACAAGUCCCUUCCGAGCCGUCUGGCAAUGUGCCUCACCCCCCCAAGUCUACCGGCGAGGCCCCUAAGCCCCCUGUUAGCCAAGGAGGUGACAAGCCCUCGGGCGACGUUCCCAAACCGACCGGCAGCCAGGGCGGCAACAAGCCUUCGGGCGACGCUCCCAAGCCGACCACAACCCCGACCGGACCUGGCGGAGAGAAGUGCCCCGGUGGAAAGCACUGCCCGGGCGGCGAUGAGGACAAGACAACAUUCAUCUACACGACGCUGACGGUCCCUGUCACAGUUGUCAAGCACAACUCCACAAUCCUGGGUACGGGCUCCAGCUACAAACCCACCCCGACGGGCGGGUUCCCCAGCUACACUACGGCUGCUCCCUUGCCCAGCAAGCCGGUCCAGGCCGGAGCCGCCAAGAUUGGUGGUUUGGGCAUUGCGGGCUUCGCCGGUCUCGCCGCUGCUCUUCUUUUGUAG
Molecule: messenger RNA, 2586 nt
Organism: Colletotrichum higginsianum IMI 349063
Lineage: Eukaryota; Fungi; Ascomycota; Sordariomycetes; Glomerellales; Glomerellaceae
Product: Endochitinase
Exons: 2
Coding region: 1-2586 (861 amino acids)
Biological process (GO): carbohydrate metabolic process
Cellular component (GO): extracellular region
Molecular function (GO): chitinase activity
Source: RefSeq, a predicted model, not a curated record